GAGAGAAAAAAAAAAUCUGAAGGCUCAAAGGAGACGAGAUUCCCUCAUCAUCAUCACCAUCAUCAUCACCAUGUCUCUUUGGACACUGGUUCAGUGUCUCCAGGAGGAGAAGAGGACCGGACCACAUUAACGCGCUCCUAACACCAUUUAACGUUGGCCAGCGGAGUCAAGUGGACUUUUCAAAUAGGUUUGCAUCUUUCACAUGUAAUCCGACGCUGUGAUACAUGCAUUGGCGUAUCAAGGGCCAUCCAUAUUUCUCCGGCAUCUAAUUUUUUUUCACCAGAGGAGUGAUAUAGCCUGCUCUGACGUCUGCAUCAGAUAUUACCCAGUGCUUUUUCAAUGUGCAUUUUCCCCUCAGUGACUUUGCGCUGAUCUACAUCAUCAUCAGCGGCAGCAGCAGCAACCCGGGGUAAAGAAGAAGAAAAAACAACACUGGGAAUGAAGAUUUCAUUUUUCCUUUUUUUGAACCCACCGCUCCCCUUCAGCCGACCAGCGUUUCCAGCUCAAACAAAUAUCUUUUAACAACAUCACGUUGUGGAAUAGUCUGGGCGCCGGAGCCUCGCUGGAACCAUGCCUCUUCUGCAGAUUUGGACUGGGAAAUUUCAUCCACCGAUUUGAUCUUUAGCGAGGGUGCUGCUCACUCAUUCAUGCCAGUGUUUGUUUUUUUAAGGGGAAGAGCACUUGUCAUCACUUUUAAAAAGUAUUGUGUGUGCUUUGUUUUUUAAUUUUUGAGCAAGAUGUCUGAUCUCCUGGUGUUGGUCGAGGGGCUCUGUGACCUGCACGGAUUUCCAUAGCUGGGGAACAAACAGUGGGGGCCAAUUACGAGAUUUAAAAAAAAAAUAGACAAUAAAAAUCAAGAAGCCUGUUUUAAUGAAGACAUCGCAUGCGUAGAUGUAGGCUCGUUUACACCGCAUUUUUAAAAGGCAAUUCUUUUUUUGGAUUGCCAGUUUUUUUUUUACUUUGUGCAUUUUCGGGGAGGACCACAGGACUGGUUGGAUUAUAGAAACUAAAUACCAGGAUUUGUGGAGAUGUUGGGUCGUCAAGAAGAUAAAUUAUGUGGAAUUUUCUCUGCUCUGGCGGCUUUGUCCUUCGUAUGCUUUGUUCAAAGCUCCUCCACUGGAAGCUCCGGAAUGUCUGUGGCCAAGACUACCGUGGACAAGUUGCUGAAGGGAUAUGACAUCCGUUUAAGGCCUGAUUUUGGAGGUUCUCCAGUCAUCGUAGGAAUGAGCAUCAACAUAGCAAGUAUCGACUCCAUCUCAGAAGUAAACAUGGACUAUACCAUCACAAUGUAUUUCCAGCAGAGUUGGCGAGAUAAGCGUUUGGCCUACGGUGAGCUGAACCUAAACCUGACUCUGGACAACCGUGUAGCAGACCAGCUGUGGCUCCCUGACACCUACUUCCUUAAUGACAAGAAGUCCUUCCUUCAUGGUGUGACAGUAAAAAACCGGAUGAUCCGACUGCACCCUGAUGGCACCGUCUUAUACGGGCUGAGAAUAACCACGACUGCUGCUUGCAUGAUGGACUUAAGGAGGUACCCGCUUGACGAACAGAACUGCACCCUGGAGAUUGAAAGCUAUGGAUAUACCACAGACGACAUCGUAUUUUUCUGGCAAGGAGGAGACAGCGCUGUGACGGGCGUUGACAAGUUGGAGUUACCUCAGUUCUCCAUCGUUGGCAUCCGCUUGGUGUCCAGGGAGGUCAGGUUUACAACAGGUUCAUAUCCAAGGCUUUCGCUGAGUUUCAAGAUUAAGAGGAACAUUGGAUAUUUCAUCUUGCAGACAUAUAUGCCCUCCAUCUUGAUCACCAUCCUCUCCUGGGUCUCCUUCUGGAUCAAUUAUGAUGCCUCUGCAGCUCGGGUGGCCCUGGGUGUGACAACGGUGCUGACCAUGACCACAAUUAACACCCACCUUAGGGAGACUCUCCCAAAGAUUCCGUAUGUGAAAGCCAUCGACGUCUACCUCAUGGGCUGUUUUGUGUUUGUGUUCCUGGCCCUGCUUGAAUAUGCCUUUGUAAAUUACGUGUUCUUUGGCCGGGGCCCUGCGCAACAGAAGAAAAUCAAUGAGAGGCUGAACAAAGCCAACAACGAGCGCUCAAGAUACGAAGAGAAGCGCCUGAGGGAACAGGACUCCAUUUCCGUGCCGUUUCAAACCAACACCUUCAGGUCAUUUACACAGCGAAGAAAUCUGUAUCUCGAGGAACAAAGAAAAGUUGGGGUGGAUGCUUACGGAAACAUCCUCCUCACCACGCUGGAGAUGAACAACGAAGUGAUGCCUUCUGACGUGGGGAGCAGCGUCAGUGACUCUCGGAAUUCGGUCAUGUCCUUUGACAGCUCCGGGGUCCAAUUCAGGAAGCCCAUGGCGCCCCGAGACGGCUUCAGCCACCACUCGCUGGAUCGGAGCGCCAUGCGGAGCCGGGCCAACUGUCGGCUACGACGACGCUCCUCCAAGCUCAAGUUGAAAAUCCCCAACCUGUCAGAUGUUAGCACCAUUGACAAGUGGUCCCGGGUCAUUUUCCCUAUCACCUUUGGAUUUUUCAACCUAAUCUACUGGUUGUACUAUGUGAAUUGAUGUGCAUCCCACUAGGAAUCAUGGGCCAUAUUUUGAGAGCACAUUAAAUUGGCUUUGAUACAGUUCCAAAAUAUGUAUACACAUAUACAAGUUGAACAUAUGUAUAUGCAUAUUUCUAUAUAUUAUAUUUAUAUAUACACGUGUGAAAUCUGAAGGACCUUUCUGCUGUACAAAGUAUUAAUAGGAUGACUUGAAUGUUUAAGAAUAAUUGUGAGAGAAGAAUUUCAAGGCUUUGAUUUUUUUUUUCCUCCCGAAACAAACCAACAAACUAACAAACAAACCGACAAACACGAGAUCCCACCAGGGGUUUUUGGAACUAAAGACUGCAUGAUAUUUUUGCUAUAAAAAAGAGAAAAAAAAACGACAACGAAAAAAACGAGGAAAAAAGAGGAAGUGAAAGCUCUUGAGAGAGAAAAGAUGUCUCAGAGUCCCAUUGACUUUUUAUUGAUACUUAUUGUAAUCAAAAAUCCUCUACUGCAGCUCAUGAAAUCAGUGGCGGCUUGUCUGUUCAGGCAUCAGCUGAGUGAGAUCCUUGACACCCCCCCUCUUCUCCCCCACCCCAACCCGUCUCCCCUCCUCCUCCUCCUCCUUGCCUCACCCCUCGCCAUUAACCCAUGGAUAACAUGCACGGAAAAUCUCCGGUUCUACUAUGUACAGCAACCUUGUUUGGAUUAUGUGUUGUUCCUUGGGUUUUUUGAAGUGAUAUCGUUCUCUUUAUCAGACAUCAGCUCUGGCCUAAUGGUCUCCAUUAGAGGGCCGUGUGGAUGGGAUGUUUGACCGCCGCAUUCCCGCCCAGAGUCAACGCAAACUUGUGUUCCUUUCUCUUCUCAUGUUAUUUUUAGAAACAUGUCCUGGGAAGGCGGGAAGGGAGGCGGGAGGGGGGCUCUUUUUCAUUAUGGUCAAAAACAAAUACUGAUUAUUGUAGAUAUGAUUUUGUCUUGAAAAAUACUGUGAUUUCAGAGAGUGUCAGAACAUGUUCUAGAGCUAGGGCAUUAUGAGAUAAAAAGAGUCAAAGGUAUGCAUUACUCAUUUUGAUUGUUUGAAAAAAAAAAGCAUAUUCUGUACAUUUUAUCAUUCAAUAUUUCAUGAAAGUGUACUUGUGCUGUUUCUUUCCUCCUGAUGAUCGAUUCACACGCUCUUUAGAUGCAGAGUUCAUUGACGUCAUAUCCUGCUUUGUGUUUGCUAAAAAGGAAAAUGGGGAAAGAGGGGGGGAUUGCUUUUGUGAUUCGUUUGAAAAUUAUUCCACAGUGAAGAUGUUCGAACAUGUAUAUUCAAAAGAGUCAACAUAUCCGCCCACAGUUUGACCAGUUGUCAUUCAGUAUACAGUAGUUCUUUGUUUGUUUGAGCAUUUCUUCUGUGUUGGAGUCGCCGUUUUUCUGAAGGCAAGAUUCUUUGAUUGGGAUAAUAACGGGGCAGAAGGUGUGGGGAGAAAGGAUUCAACAUUUCACACUCAAACUCAGUCAGUGCCGUUCCGUAAAAACGCUCCGAACCCCGAGGAUCAGAAACGAAAUCCUGAUCAGGAAUGAUACAGUGAUUCUUGGGGAGGAAUACGUCUGAUAAAUAGCCAUGAAUUGAAUGAAAACACGACCAAAAGGCCUAUAAUCCAUAUGCAUUAUUGUUUUGCUCUUAAACACACACACACGCACUGCAUUUACAGCACUCAGGUUCAUUUGCAAAGAAGAAAAUGUAUUGUAGGACCUUGAUAUUUAUUUUAUGUAUAUACUUAUUAAAAAAUCCAACUAGAUAAUUGUGUUUACAGAUUAUAGAUUCCAAAUCGAAUUUGGUUUGCGUAGCCGCCAAAUAAGGAUGGACGAAAUACAGAUGACUGAGGCUCAGUUGGCAUUGGACAUCAUAGUGAAGAAAGGAAAAUCCUUGCUUUAGCUUCAGCUGAAGUGCAUUCUAGCAUUUUCCUCAGUGCCACCUCCACUUCAGCAAGCAAACAGUAAAUACCUGCACAUCCAAAUCUACUAAAGAGAGAAAUUAUACAUAUAUAAACAUGUGGGGGCAUGAAGAAGAUGGAGGAGCUGUGGAGUAACGAGAGGAAAAAUGGGGGUAUGAAUUUAUCACCAGAAACCUCCCCUCCUCUCUGGUGUGCCGGCUGUAGUAUGCAUAAGAUGUGUUCAAAAAGGAAUACUGAUCAGAAACCAAUUUGUCUCCUGAAGUCUUUGUGAAGUUCGUACAGUGAUGUGGCCCGAGCUGUGAUCUGGGUUUAGUAUUUCUUUUUGGUUAAAUUUUAUGCAUCAUUGUCAUAUUGUGUGGAGAAAAGCAAAAAACUAACUAGUAGUCCAUUAAAAAAAGACGCAGUGUUGAAGUCGAUGAGAGCGGCAGGAAAACAAGAUGAGUUGUACAUUUGUGUCCGAGAAAUCUGUUGUCUCAGUCAUCUGUGAAUCCAAACGUGUGGCCAAAACAUUGUGAUUAAAUGUGAAAAGAAAGUGUUUUAUGAACCACGAAGCAGGUUCUGCUGCAUUGUGAGGAAUAUGUAUUCGGUAUUAUACUGUAGUAAGCAUAAAGGUGAGACUGGUGAAAUCAGAGUUCUUCAAAAGUUGCCAAAUAGAAAUGAGUUACGAUUGAAAAGCAGUGCGAACUUGAAAACGCAAAAAAAAGGAAAAUGCUGGUUUUCUAGAAAAAGCUCUCCACUGAGUUAGCAUUGCACUGUCAGGCUCUUAAUGGACAUUGUAGAGCACAAAAACAGCAGAUGUUUUACUUCCUCUCAAUCCUCAUUGUCAAAAUCUGGCCUCCUACAGUACAUUACCCACAAUAUCACAUCCCUUAAGACACAAAUGCUAUAUACAGCUUUUUCUACGUAUGCAGUAGUCCUCCCCAACACCUGUGAACUGACUUUGAUGUGCUAAACUGUUGGAGUUCCCCUUUAACUCAUUAUUGACAUCCCUGUGACAUGUAUGCUGCAACUUAUAAAGUAGUUCUAAUGUGACAAAUGACAUUAUUCUAAGGUACGAUUCUCUUUUUGACACUCAAUUUUGCAAUCAGAUGAGAAUCAAAUUAUAGUUUAUUCCAUUAUUGGUAUAAUAUUUCUGAUGUUCGAUCCCUUAAUUAGGGGUAUUUCAGACGUUUGCUUUUAUGUUACAGGUAGAAUUUCUUACCAAAUUCAAAUGAAGGCAGGUAGGAAUGAAUGCAGGUUCAUACAAAUAGUACGCAUUAGUGUUUUUUAUAUAUACAUAUAUAUAUAUAUUUGCAUCAUUUCAUCCCAAUCUGCACACUAACAGCUCGUCAAACUGUUCAAAUGGAAUAUGAUGGAUCUUUAGUGAGAGUUCAGUCAGACUGUGAGGCCAGAGUAUUUGUCCCAGUGCAAAAUAAGCACAUAUUGUUUGUAAAAAAAGAAAAAAAAUAUGGGCAACCAUAAGUGUUUUUUGAAGUAAAACAGUGGAACAUGUUUGACUAAGAAGCAGCCUAAUCCAUCUCCUAUGUGAUCUCAAUGAGAUGCACUUACAGUACGUUUUGUAAUGUAGCCAAACAAGUAUCAAAUUCUGGUUCAGGUGUCCAGAAAUGAAUACAAACAUGCCUGUUCAGGUUUUUUUUUUUUUUUGAAAACAGUCGAUGCAUAUCUUUACCGAACUCCACACACAUAUGGAGGAGAAACAUUAGCAGCCCUUGCAUGCUCGCAGUUAAUAUAUUCACCAGUCAUUUCAGUCAGAACAUGUAAUACCUGCUUUCUGAACAUGAAGUCAGCACAUUCAUCCCAAAAGCUGUGAGGAUCUUCUGUUUGAUGCUUUCUCCUUUUAGGAUAUUUGCUUCUACGAGAGAGAAGUUACAUUUCUUUUGACACAUGUUCAAGGAGUAGACGAGGAGGAAAAAAAAGUGUUGAACUGAUUUCAAUGUGAAUUUUCUUGCCUCUAGUGUAUAUGUGUAAUUACAUGUGAAUUGUACUGUAAAUAUGAUAUCUUUCACUUAAUAGUUCUUAAUGCAUGAACAAAAACAUGGCAGUUCGUAAUACCAGCUAGCCUCACUGCUAAUGGCAUGGACAGCUUCUCUAGCAUUGGCAUACUUCUGCAAACGAAACCUAAAAAAUGAAACACAAGAAAUACACGGUGUGAACAAAAUAAUGGUAGAAAUCAACGCAAAGUCCUCAAACAGUGACGGAGAUUCUGAUGGUUUCAUCUGUUUCCUCCAGAGUAACGCUAAUGCUAACGCUGCCUGGAAAUUACAGGAUGUCUUGGUGCACUGUGAGCGAAUGGGAAUCUGUAGCUGAGCUUUCCCAUUUUUCUGAUCUGACCUCAGCAGGAGAUUUCCGCACUGCACACCUGCUGCAUUUACCUCAACAAGUCACUCACGAGUCUACUCGGAAAGUUGCGGGCAUGGUCGGCUAGCUGGCUUAUAGAGGCUAGAGGAGCAGGGUUGCCUUAAGAAGGCGAGUGGGAUGUUCUUUCCUGUUCCUCAAUAAGACAGUCACGUGUGCCCUUGAGCAAGGCACUUAGCCAAUUGCCCAGAUGCAGCUGCUCAGUUGCCGAAAUCUGUGCAGGAAAGUAGCAUUUUUUUUUUUUUUAGCUAGGUGAGAGCAUUGAUAGAAAAUUUGUUUCCUGGAUGAAACACUUCCACGAACGUCCUUUAGUUCUAUAGGAGUAAAUUAACCGAACACUGUCGUGUGAUCACACCGAGUCUGUUACAUUUGGGUAAUGCCCUUUGAUGCUUGUGGUACGUACCGUGUUAGAUGCCUUUUCACAUUUUGCCAUAAUUACCAGUUGGGAUCUAAUAUGGAAAAAUUUCUGAGUCACGUCACUCUCCGUUGACUCCACUUUAAGAUGUGUGAGUGAAUCUCCUCCAGCAAAACACCAGAACAAGGCUGACAGACUCCUCACUGUUGGAAGAACUUUGCUUGGUGCGUUCAUUAUUUUGUACGUACCUUGUAGGUUUUGUUUUGCAUGACCUGAGUUUUGAAAGGUUUAUUUUCAUAUAUUUUUACUCCACACCAUCCGACUCAUCGCCACAGCCAGGAAAAAGAAAGAUCCAGUGUUUACAUGCUCAAAUUGCACUUGUUUUACAGCCAGCUCUAUAAAUCCUGUGAAACAAACUGUUCGUAAAACUGGAGGACAAAUGUAACCACAGAACGUACAUCGUGUGAUUCCUGCGAAUCAUGAACAUGUACUUCUAGAAAAUGUAUUUCCUGUAUGUCACGCAAUUUGGAAUAGAUGCACCAAGUGCAUGCUGUAGUUUUAUCAGGUUCAGCAUAAGCAUUAACAUCAAACGCCCUUCAACUACAAAGGAUGUAAAGGAUGCUCGCCAGUAGCAUCUGAACGUAAGCCAUGUGAUUGCACACUGAGUAGGUGUUCCCUGUAUUUUCUCUUUAAUAAGUUGCCUCUGGUUAUGGUCUGUUCUUACUGUAUGAGGAGACUUGCAAGAAGCUGUGCUGAUUCGCAGUUACACAUCAGUAUACUGUACCUCCCUCUUUGGAAGAGUCUAGCAGGCAGACUAUCUCAUGCUUAACCAGUAGGUGAGGAAAUAUUUUCCAACUCUUUAUGAUAUUUGGCAAUGAAAAGAACGAAACCCACAAGAUCAACAGCCUAUUUAUUUUUCAGUAUGAAUUAGUAAAUGAUUUUGUUCAUUUCUGUGUUCAUUUCUGAUUUAUUGUAUUUGUUGCAUUUGUUAUGGAUUGUUAUUCUUACUGUUGUUGUUGUUUUAUCAUAAGAAGGAAAUGUAAUUCAUCUGAUAUACUGGCACUGGAAGAAAAAUGCAUUUGGUUUUUGUACUGUAAUUGUUUUGUUCACAUUGGGCGCUUAUUUGAUUCAGUUGUUUAAUAAGGUGUUUGAUUUCACCUGGAGUAUCAGUACUCAUGGAAUCAACAUUUGUGUAGUAUGAAGUUGUAUUUUUUUUGUCAGUGCAAAUUAAUGUUAUAGUGUCAAUCAGCUUUUUUAGGUGUUUGAACAAAAUGUGUUUUUACAAAUACAAGGUGUUCAAGUAUGUGGUAUAAAAAGGGUUAUCAUUCAAACAACCGACUUUUUACAAAUAAAGGCUUAUACAGUAAAGAAAGCUAAUGUCUUUUCAUUUGCCCUUUGUGGACUAAUAUACAACAUUGUUUCAUUUGACUUUGUAUUAAUUUAUUUUCAGAUAUUAGUCCCCAAAAGGUAAAUCGCAUACAAUGUUGCAAAAUAAGAGGAUAAAAUCAGGUAUUUUACCAUUGCUAUUCCAGGUUGUUGUCAGAGCUCUCACCUCUUAGUUGGUGUCUUGCUUUUGAUAAGGACUGUUGGAUAUGAAGACAGUCUGAAAACAAAAUUUAAGAAAAAUCAAGAGUGUCUUCUUUUAAUUUGAGUACAAAACAUUGCGCGUUUAUGAGAAUAUACCUCCUUUCAUACCCUAUUUCCUGAAUAAAGACGCAAAGUGA
This is a messenger RNA of Acanthochromis polyacanthus (spiny chromis), 8901 nucleotides long. It is a transcript of the gene gabrb4, whose product is annotated as gamma-aminobutyric acid type A receptor subunit beta4. Gene Ontology annotation, biological process: signal transduction; regulation of membrane potential; nervous system process. Bases 1029 to 2567 code for a protein of 512 amino acids. Gene Ontology annotation, cellular component: neuron projection; synapse; membrane. The record is from RefSeq and is a predicted model, not a curated record. NCBI's taxonomy places the organism in Eukaryota, Metazoa, Chordata, Actinopteri, Pomacentridae. Gene Ontology annotation, molecular function: extracellular ligand-gated monoatomic ion channel activity; neurotransmitter receptor activity; GABA-A receptor activity. The transcript has 10 exons.